This is a messenger RNA of Stegodyphus dumicola, 756 nucleotides long. RefSeq names its product tRNA methyltransferase subunit 11-2 (gene Trmt112). Gene Ontology annotation, biological process: peptidyl-glutamine methylation; tRNA methylation; rRNA (guanine-N7)-methylation. NCBI's taxonomy places the organism in Eukaryota, Metazoa, Arthropoda, Arachnida, Araneae, Eresidae. Gene Ontology annotation, molecular function: protein heterodimerization activity. The record is from RefSeq and is a predicted model, not a curated record.
AAGACACUGGUUAGGUGCAAAACCAUAUUUCUGUUUAUUGUUAAGACCUGUGGUAAAAGCCAAAACUCAUAUCGUGAAUUGAAAAUUAAAAAUGAAACUUCUAACGCAUAACUUCUUGACGUCAAAAUGUCUGAAACGUGUAAAUGUUGGUUUUCCAUUGGGUAUCGUGGUAAAGGAAGUACAGGAAGUAAAAGUUGAUUUCAAUGCUGAUUUUAUUUCAAAAAUGAUUCCUAAAUUAGACUGGGAUGUAGUUUAUACUGCUGCUAACACUGUAGGUCUUGGAUGUGCAAAUGAGAUACCAAAAUCGGUAUCACCAAAUUUUGAAAAUGAUGAAGAAUUCUUAAGGAAAGCUCAUCAUGUUUUAUUAGAAGUAGAACUCAUGUCAGGAGAAUUGGUAUGUCCGGAAACUGGAGUUAAAUUCCCUGUCAGCAAUGGAAUACCAAAUAUGCUGGCAAAUGAAGAUGAAGUUUAAAAUCUACUUUGAAACUGAAUUUAAAAUUUUGUAUUUCAAUUAUUGAAUUUGAAAUUUUAUAUUAAUAAUCAAGUUAAAUUUCAUUUCUAUUCAUCACAGCAUUUAUAAAUACAUUAACAUAUUUUUAAGUCAUAUUUUUUCUUUUAUGUAGUCUUUUGUUGAUCAUACAGCAUGGAUUUUCUUAAUAGUUUAAAAGCUACUAAAUUUUCUUUCAAAUGUUCUUAAGAUAUUCCAUGUUAGAAAAAUAAACUAUAUUCAGAAAACUUUAGUUUUCUAACAUUGAA